Messenger RNA from Quercus lobata, 1090 nucleotides. Its product is annotated as protein DMP3-like. NCBI's taxonomy places the organism in Eukaryota, Viridiplantae, Streptophyta, Magnoliopsida, Fagales, Fagaceae. The transcript has a single exon. Gene Ontology annotation, biological process: endomembrane system organization. Bases 284 to 961 code for a protein of 225 amino acids. The record is from RefSeq and is a predicted model, not a curated record.
AAUCUAUCUAUAUAAGUGUCCCCAAGAACCCCACAACCAUUUCUAGCUACUCCCCCUUCUCCAAAACUCUCAAAAAAAUUCCUUAAUUCAUCUUCUCUCAUUACACACCAAACUAUAUCUAGAUCGAUACAGAUCAAGAAGUCAUAUCAUCAGCACCACCACCACACCAUCAUCAGCUAUAAGGAAAAAAAAAGGUUUGUAACAAUUGUGACAAUCUCAUCAAAUUGAAAAUCUCAUAUCAUCAUCGCCACCAAAAUAACCAUUAUCUAUUUUGAAACCCAAAAUGUCUACACCUACAAUUAGAUCAAGACCUACCGUGCCCACGAAGGAACCAUCAAUAAAGGCCUCCGACUCCGCAACCCCCAAUGUUGACCAAGACGCCCUAAACCCCUCACUACAACGCCAACCAUCUAAACAACAACGAGCAACACAAAGCCUAACAAGCACGGUAGCCAACCUAGCCAACCUCCUCCCCACGGGGACUCUUCUAGCAUUUCAACUUCUCAUGCCAGUCUUCACACAAAAUGGAUCAUGUGACUCCGCCACACGCGCCAUGACGCUUGUCCUCCUCGCCCUCCUUGCCCUCUCAUGCUUCCUCGCUUCCUUCACUGACAGUGUCAAGAACUCGGAUGGACAAGUCUACUAUGGCCUUGCCACCUCCAAAGGGUUGUGGCUGUUUGAUUGUCCAGACCUUACUUUUAAAGCCUCGGCAGCAGCUGAUGUAAAUAAGAAAAGAGAGUUUCGUGAUUGGCUACAUGCAGUUGUAUCUGUAUUGGUGUUUGGUGCUGUGGCUUUGAGAGAUAAGAAUGUUGUGCAAUGCUUUUACCCAACGCCUGGGAAGGAGACUCAAGAGGUUCUAAACAUUGUUCCAAUUGGUAUUGGGAUCAUUUGCAGCUUGUUGUUUACAGUAAUUCCCACCACAAGGCAUGGCAUUGGUUACCCUGUUACACCUGGCAAAUAAUUCUUCAUUUUUUUUCUAUAAUUAUUUUUAUUUUCUUGACCAUUUUAAUUUUGUAUACUUGCUUUAGUUGGAAGAAAGUGUAAGAGAUACGAUUACUUUGUUUCAUUAACAACAAUAAAAAUUAGUUCA